AAGUAAGACAUAACAGAUAACCAAAUUCUUGAAUCUUAAAAUAAAUUUCAACUCGAACAUUUAGUGAAUAUCAAAUUAACUAAUAUCCCGCCCGUAGGGCGGGCCGACCCUAGUUUAUAAUAAACAAAAGUUAAUUUAAUAUCUAUGGUUCGUCGUGUGGAUUGAGUCGAAAUGGUUUAGUUUUCUAUUGGACUGAUGAAUGAAAUCGUCGGAUUGCUUGUAUCCCUUGCUUGAUAAACAAAAGUUAAUUUUAAGAUUUUAAAACACAAACAGAAAAGCAUAUUCUACGCCUCCUACUCCUUAUACUUGUGGUAAAAAUUGACUCACCCGACAUACUUUGAUCCGUUCUAUUCCAUUGCGAGUUUAAUAUAUUAUAUAUGACUAAUUCAUCUUUUCGGAUUUAUUGAUAUAUGUUUUCAACCCAUUUAACCAAUUUGCUAUAUAAAUAUGCUUGGCCUUUCACCAUUGACCCAUUAUGAGCUUAACUCAUUAGAGUCGUCGGCUGGAUUGGGUUGUAUUAAUCCACUAUGACUCUCCUUUCACACACACACACAACAAGAAGGUUUGUCCAAAAGCAAUGAUGAUACUUGCACUAUUUGAGAAAAAAAAAGAGAGUUUCUUUUGAUUAAAUAAUCAUUAAAAAUACUUAAGAUAGACUAGGUAAUUCUUAAAAAUUAUAUAAAAAAGUUUAAUAUUAUACUUAUAAACUUUUAUGGGAAAGUUAGCUUACAUUAUCAAAAAAUAAAAAUAAAUUGUAAUCUAAUUUAGAUUAAAGACUAACCCCUAAAACUUAUAAAAAUCUAUUCAGAAAAUCUAACAUAUAUGAUAUACCUAUAAAAUACUUUUCAUAACAACACCAGUAAGAGAUUUCUUAUAGAUUUAGUUACAGUUAAAUCUAUAAAGAAAUAAAACUAUAAUUAACAUAUUUUGAAGACAAAGAUUUGAUACAUUCUUUAAAUUAGAUUAGUACAUUAAUUUAUACUAUGUCAAUAUCAAAUUUUAUAGAAAAGAUCUCUAUGUAUACUUACAUAAUUGUAUAAUGUCAGUAUAAAGAGGUUUAAACGGACAAAGAGAUCAUUGAGAAAUUAAAGUAUGGGCUUAAAACUAGGAGUGAUGAAAAAUAAAGAGGACAAGAAAAAUUAUGAAAAAGAUGGUGAGUGUGAUAUUCCUCAUGAUCUCAUGAGGGAGAUAUUACUGAGACUUCCAGCGAAAUCAUUGCUAAGGUUUCGAUGUGUAUCAAAGUUAUGGUUCUCUACCACUACAGAUCCAAGUUUCAUUAAUUUGUUCGCCACUCAGUCAUCAACUCGUCCGUAUCUUGAACUCUGUUUUACAAAAGAGGACAACUGGUUAUUUUUCUCAUUAGCGCAAAAGUCUUUAUCUCAUCAUCAUAUGGACCAUAUCACCCUCCCAAAAGAAGACCGGUUCAUCAAUGAUUUUGAGUCCAUACUUGGCUUGAUCUCCUUCCAAUAUUUAAAUUAUUUUGUGAUCUGGAAUCCUACCAUAAGACAACAUGUAACCAUACCCAAACCCAAAGAUUCAUGGCAUACAAGAAGCUAUUUAGGAUAUGAUCCUAUUGGAGAUACAUAUAAGCUACUUUGUAUGUCAAAUACUUCUGAUUCCAGACCUCAAGUUCUUACAUUAGGAGCUCAAGAAUCAUGGAGAUUGAUUAAAAACAGUCCUAUGCAUUACCAGACGAAUAAUGGAAAAUACAUCAACGGGUUCAUCUUUUAUGAAGCGUAUUUACGAUAUGAAUAUUAUGGAACUCUUGUUGAUCGUGGAUGUCCUUCGUAUAUUUAUCGCGAAGGUCUAGAUAGAAAAACCAUAAUGCGUUUUGAUGUGAGGUCUGAGGAGUUUAAACCAAUCCAAAUGCCCCCGCAUUUUAGUCACAAAACAAGGCAUGCUCUGGUAAAUUACGAGGGCAAAGUGGCACGUAUUUGUCAAGAAUCAUCUUUUAUAAUUUUAUGGAUCCUUGAAGAUGUUGACAAAGAAAAAUGGUCAUACAAAGAGUUCCAUGUGCCUUUUCCCCCAGAAGAUCCAAUUGAAGCAUAUGACUAUAGCAUAAAUAUACUAUCACAACAAAACGAGAACUACAUUCUAAAUGGUAUCCAUGAUGACACUGGUGAAUUAGUGAAAUAUAUUCUAAGUGGUAUUAAUGAUGACACUGGUGAAUUUAUUUUCAUACCAUUAACAAUGUGGUGUGGUGACAAAGAGGCGUAUGUCUUUUGUUAUGAUCCAAAGAAAAAAUAUACGAGGAAGAUCAGAUUUGAAGGAACUGGGUACGUUGACAAUUUUAAGCGUGGUUAUAAACUCAAACACUGGGUAUUUGCUUAUUGUUUCCCUAAUCAUAUUGAGAGUCUUGUGUCUCUCAACAACCUAACUUUCCCGCAUUAAAUAUUUUAUAUGGAGUUAUUCUUCCGUUC
Brassica napus (rape) is the source of this 2420-nucleotide messenger RNA. Its product is annotated as putative F-box protein At4g21240. Lineage: Eukaryota; Viridiplantae; Streptophyta; Magnoliopsida; Brassicales; Brassicaceae. Gene Ontology annotation, molecular function: protein binding. The coding region runs from base 1093 to 2391 and encodes 432 amino acids. The transcript has a single exon. The record is from RefSeq and is a predicted model, not a curated record.